AUGUGCUACUACGGCAACUACUACAACAGCCUGGGCUGUGGGUACAGUGGCCUGGGUUGUGGCUAUGGCUGUGGCUAUGGCUGUGGCUAUGGCGGGUGUGGAUAUGGUUGCUGUCGCCCAUCAUGCUGUGGGAGAUACUGGUCCUACGGAUUCUACUGA
Messenger RNA from Tupaia belangeri chinensis (Chinese tree shrew), 159 nucleotides. Its product is annotated as keratin-associated protein 20-2-like. The coding region runs from base 1 to 159 and encodes 52 amino acids. The transcript has a single exon. The record is from RefSeq and is a predicted model, not a curated record. NCBI's taxonomy places the organism in Eukaryota, Metazoa, Chordata, Mammalia, Scandentia, Tupaiidae.